Nicotiana tabacum (common tobacco) is the source of this 745-nucleotide messenger RNA. RefSeq names its product pectinesterase-like. Gene Ontology annotation, molecular function: pectinesterase activity. The record is from RefSeq and is a predicted model, not a curated record. Gene Ontology annotation, biological process: cell wall modification. Lineage: Eukaryota; Viridiplantae; Streptophyta; Magnoliopsida; Solanales; Solanaceae.
GGCCAGGGCUUCGUAGCCCAAGGAAUCACUUUUAGGAACAUAGCUGGAGCUAAAAUGCUACAGGCAGUAGCAUUAAGAGCAGAAGCAGAUUUUCUUACCUUCUACCAAUGCCGUUUUGAGGGUUAUCAAGAUACUCUAUAUACAAAGUACGGUAGACAGUUUUAUAGGGAUUGUGAUAUCUUGGGCACCAUAGACUUUAUCUGCGGUGAUGCAGCUGCAGUAUUCCAAAAUUGUUUGAUUGAAGUACGUCAGCCUUUGCUUGGCCAAUAUAUUACCAUCACUGCACAAGAGAGAGAUGUUGAGACUUUACUAACUGGACUAGUGUUGCAAAACUGCACCUUAAAAGCAACCCCGGACUUGGAGAAAGCAGGUAAUAUCACUAUGUAUUUAGGUCGCCCAUGGGGUAACUUCUCAAGAACUGUGAUUUUGCAAAGUUAUAUUGACCUAUUGAUAAAUCCACGAGGAUGGAUAGACUUUGAGGGAAUGCCCCUAGUCCGCCCAUUUUAUAUGGAAUAUAGAAAUAGAGGACCAGGUGCAGAUACAAAGGGACGUGUGAAGUGGGCAGUUGCCACCGAUGAUCCAAAGGUCGCAUCAAGUUUCACUGUUAGGAAUUUCAUAGGCGGUGACAGAUGGAUACCCCCCACAAUUCCAUAUUAUUUGGAUCUCCCGUGAACUUUCUAGCUCAUGAAUAUAUUUCUCACAAUCUUAAUCAAAUUUGGAGCUUUAUGUGUUCUCUCGUAUUGUA